Alternaria ethzedia is the source of this 384-nucleotide messenger RNA. RefSeq lists its product as uncharacterized. Lineage: Eukaryota; Fungi; Ascomycota; Dothideomycetes; Pleosporales; Pleosporaceae. The coding region runs from base 1 to 384 and encodes 127 amino acids. The transcript has 3 exons. The record is from RefSeq and is a predicted model, not a curated record.
AUGUCAGACAAGCUCAUGGACACCGAGCCCGGCGGCGAGCGCCAGAACCAGUACGAAGGCGUUCACACAUUUGUUGAGCCUCACGCGAAGGAAGCCGGUCAACUAGGCGAUCCCUCAACAGGCACCUCAGUCAACAAGAAGACCUCCGACCCCGGCGCGCCCAACACCCAAGGCAUUACCCCCGCAGACAAGAUUCGAUACGGACAAAGUAUCCAAGAAGGCGGUAUGGGUGGCAAGACAACAAGUUCAACGGGCCAAGCGAACGCGGAAGGUGGAUUCGGUGGUACUGAGGCGUUGAAGGACGAUGACGAGAAUGCGGCGAAGCAGAGGAGAGAACAAGGAUAUGGUGGAGACAAGGACAUGGACAGGACUAUCGGCGCAUAG